Messenger RNA from Seminavis robusta, 1101 nucleotides. The record is from the annotation of a GenBank genome assembly. NCBI's taxonomy places the organism in Eukaryota, Bacillariophyta, Bacillariophyceae, Naviculales, Naviculaceae.
CGGAGUAAUUUUCGGUUGGGCCUCUUCUAAACAAUCGAAUGUUCAAUCAUCUGCCAUUGUUGGGAUCACAAAUUUACAACAGUCAAGAGAAAACAAUACAACAUGAAGCUUACUGAAGAAGUGAUUGCAUCUGACCUGGAAAGUAUGGAAAGCGCAUCCAACUGUCCGGAUCAACAACAAAAGGAAAACAAUGAUGGUCCCCGCAAACGCCUCUCUGUCAGGUCCUCAAAGUUUGAUCGUGGCAACAAGGGAUUCCUGGACGAUGAAGAACAGCUCCUUGUCAAGUAUGACAUCAAUGGUGAUGGAAAGAUUGAUGCCCAAGAACUCUUCAGAAUUGUGGCUGAUCUGAACAAGGCCCAUGGGAAAAAGAAGAACCUCAAAAAGGGACUUGGUUUGUCUUUGGUGGCACUUGUUUUGCUUCUUACCAUGUCUUUUGGUCUUGUGUGGGCUGUGGUGGCGCUCACCAAGGAGGUUGCAGUGGACAGUCAUGGACAUUUGGUGGACUCCCACACUGGUGAAGUGGUAGUAACCAGGCCUGAAGCCAGCUUGAUUCACAUCAACGUAGAUGAGGUUGUUGCCCGCGGGAUUCUCACGAGGAAGUUACAAGAUUCAGUUGGUGGAGCUUCAGACAAGUCAAACCAGCUAGAUGGAGAAGGAAGGGAGUACCUUGGCACUGCUCCCAAGAGUGGAGUGCACAGAGCGUACAGGCGAUUCCAGGAGAACUCGGAGCAUUGCAAUGCUGUGGUGACUCUUUAUGGUGUUGAGUACACCCGCCCGCUUGACCUUGGUAGGGUCAGCAAGAGAGAGGAGGAUACGGACAGGAGGAAGCUAGGGGGAGGAGGUAGUGGUGGAAGGAGUCCCAAAAGGAUUCUUUACCAAGGCAUCUACAUGAAAUCUAACCCAGACCAAGAGUUCCAGAUGGAUUGUGAUGAUGAAGAAGAUGACUGCAGUGUAUUCUCUGUUGGGCUCUUUUCUGGCCGAAGAUUGGACGAAAGCAACACUCAACUGCGCUCGCGUGUUGCCGGUAAUCUAUAGAGCUCUCAUUCACUUCUUGUUAUUCCUACCCUUAAUUAGUUUAUAGAACCUUCAUUUUCCAGUUUU